AUGAGUUUAGGUAACUACACAUCAGUCAAUGAGUUUCUACUCUUGGGAUUCCCACAAAUCAAAGGAUUCAAGACCAUCAUUUCAUUUGUGCUGAUACUGACUGCUUACAUUAUGACUCUCCUAAUAAAUUUUAUGAUCAUCGUAUUGGUGUCAACCAGACCAAAACUCCAUUCUCCCAUGUACUUCUUCCUCCAGCAAUUGUCAUGCAGUGAAAUUGUUUUCCUGACUGUCAUAAUUCCUAACAUGCUACGUGUCAUAUGGCUAGAAGGUGCCACCAUAUCUAUUGUAGGUUGUAUAACACAGACUUAUCUCUACUGUGCUUUAGGUUGUACAGAAUGUUACUUGCUUACAGUUAUGUCUUAUGACCGAUACCUGGCCAUAUGCCACCCUCUGCGUUAUACCACCAUCAUGAACAUCAAACUUCAGCAUUCCUUGGUUAUCUAUUGCUGGUUGUUUGGCUUUCUGCUCACCCAGAUUACUCUUAACUUUCUAUGUCAACUUCAGUUCUGUGGACCCAACGUCAUUGACCAUUUUUUCUGUGAUGUUGUUCCUUUUUAUGAACUUUCAUGUUAUUACACCGCUGAACUACAGUUAGAAGUUUUGAUUGUUGCUGUCCCUGUGUUAGUCAUCCCAUUUAUCUUAGUAGUAAUCAGUUACAUCUGUGUGUUUACAACCAUUCUCGAGAUCUCUUCUAAAACAGGAAAGAAGAAAACCUUCUCCACUUGCAGCUCCCACCUCUCCGUUGUGACCAUGUACUAUGGAACCUUGAUCACCAUUUACGUAGUUCCAGCUAAUGGAAACUCGUUGACCAUAAACAAGGUGAUUGCCCUUCUAUACAUUGUGGUAACACCCCUGUUUAAUCCAAUCAUAUACAGUUUGAGGAAUCAAGAGAUUAGAGUCAUUAUGGAGAAUUUACUUAGGAUCAAUUGA
Messenger RNA from Pseudophryne corroboree (corroboree frog), 930 nucleotides. RefSeq names its product olfactory receptor 11H4-like. Lineage: Eukaryota; Metazoa; Chordata; Amphibia; Anura; Myobatrachidae. The record is from RefSeq and is a predicted model, not a curated record. Bases 1 to 930 code for a protein of 309 amino acids. Gene Ontology annotation, biological process: G protein-coupled receptor signaling pathway. Gene Ontology annotation, cellular component: membrane. The transcript has a single exon. Gene Ontology annotation, molecular function: G protein-coupled receptor activity; olfactory receptor activity.